AUGCCCUCUUUUAUCGCCCUAGCCAUACUUGCGCUCGUCCUCUUCCCUAUCGUCAACACAUACUUCAACUUUCACCGCAACCUGAACCGCGCCAAACGGUCUGGUAUUCCAUAUGUUGUUGUUCCAGUCUACUAUCUUAAUCGGUGGUGGAUGAUAACCCAUCGGCUGUACCUCCCAUUGUUGGCCAAGUUGCCACGCAGAUGGACCGGAUGGGUAGACUUCUGCGUCCCGGAUUUUGAUUAUCGAUGCAGCAUUGAAAUCUUCCAGCGGGUGGGACAUGACACGUUUCUCACUGUUGCCCCGGGCGGUAUGAUGCUGCACACCUCCGAGCCCGCCGUCAUCAACCAGAUCACCACGCGGAGGAAUGAUUUUCCUAAACCUACGGCCAUUUACCGCUCACUGGACAUCUACGGCAAAAAUGUCGUUUCCACCGAGGGCACCUUAUGGCGUCAGCACCGGAAAGCGACCAGCCCACCAUUCACCGAGAAGAACAAUCACCUUGUUUGGGCGGAGAGCAUUGACCAAGCUUCCGACAUGCUAGCUACCUGGGUCGGCCCGGAUGGGAAAGGCGAUUUCACCGUUGACCGAGUCAUGGACGAUACCAUGCGCCUCAGCCUGCAUGUUAUCAGCAGAGCGGGUUUUGGACGGAAGCUGCAGUGGCCUUCUGCAAACGCAAAGGCAGACAUUGACGCCAAUUAUGUCGACAACUCGAAGAUCCAGAAUCAACGGGACGGCCGGGAUCCUGGGCAUUCAAUGAGCUACACCUACGCCAUCCAUUGCCUGCUGGACAAUAUCCUACUACAGUUCCUGAUUCCGCGAUGGCUCAUGGAACGAAUCCCUUCCAAGAUCUUCAAGAAGGCCAACGAGGCUUACUUCGAAUGGGGCAACUACAUGAAAGAAGCUGUCGCGUCCAAGAAGGAAAGCCUUGAGGCUGGCGACGAGAGCAAAGACCAGAUGGAUAUCUUGGGUCAGUUGGUCAAAGGCCAGGUUGCUUCGCAAAAGGGCAAAGAUGUUCCUCUCACGGAUCCUGAAAUCCUGGGUAACAUGUUUGUGAUAAUUCUCGCCGGUCACGAGACGGCCGCUAACUCGAUUCAUUUCUCCCUGGUGUAUCUGGCUCUCUUCCCCGAGAGCCAAAGAGCUGUGCAAAGGGAUCUCGAUCGCAUAUUCCAAGGUAGGCCGCCCUCUGAGUGGGACUAUGAUCGUGAUUUGCCUGCUCUUUUCGGUGGAAUGGUCGGUGCGGUAUUGGCGGAAGAAUUGCGGCUGGUUCCGCCUGUGAUAGGGAUACCUAAGUCGACUUGGGGGGUAGAGGAUCAACCACUUACGGUGGAAGGCAAGCCUUGUACGGUUCCGAGUGGAACAUACGUGAUCCUUUCCACGAGCAAUGUCCACCGAAACCCGAAAUAUUGGCCAACGGGCAAACCCACCUUGCCUGGAGGAAAGCCAGUACACCCUUUAGCAAAUAUUGACAACGACCUGGAGGAGUUCAGACCACAGCGGUGGUUGUUGGAUGAAGACGGCGCGAUCCAGACCACGUCGGCUACUGGGAAAAAAGAUAUGCCGAGUGAAGCAGUCACGGCAGAUGGCCUGGGAGUCAACGAGGCAUCGGAUACCUCAGAACGACUGUACCGCCCGCCAAAGGGUUCGUAUCUACCUUUCAGCGAUGGCUAUCGUGCCUGUCUGGGAAGACGAUUUGCGCAGGUCGAAGUUCUAGCAACGCUGGCGGUGAUCCUGCAAAAUUACUCAGUCGAAUUGGCGGUGGACCAGUGGGCAAGCGACGAGGAGGUGAUUGCCAUGGACGAGGAUGCUCGCGUCGAAGUGUGGCAAAAAGCAGCAAAUCGAGCGAGGGAGAUGAUGCUCAACGGGCUGAGCGUGAUCAUCUCGUUGCAGAUGAGAAAGGGCCAUGUUAGUAUGCGGUUCGUGCCCAGAGGAACGGAGAAGUUCAUGGACGACGUGGAUGAGAAAUGGAAGCAGAAGCAUCCCGACUUAUGUCUGGGGAUGAAGGCAGUUCCCGACUGGAGAUUCUGGGAUUGA
Molecule: messenger RNA, 2031 nt
Organism: Rhinocladiella mackenziei CBS 650.93
Lineage: Eukaryota; Fungi; Ascomycota; Eurotiomycetes; Chaetothyriales; Herpotrichiellaceae
Exons: 1
Coding region: 1-2031 (676 amino acids)
Molecular function (GO): monooxygenase activity; oxidoreductase activity, acting on paired donors, with incorporation or reduction of molecular oxygen; iron ion binding
Source: RefSeq, a predicted model, not a curated record